UAUCCUCCCUUUUCAGUGAUUACAGAUGACCUAUUCCCGUGAAUGGGAGAGAGAGAGAGCAAUUAAAACAGUAGGAGAUGUCGUAGACUUGUAGAGGGAUUCUAAAUGAGGAUUGGUGAAAUGUCCUCGUCUCAUCCCACAUCCUGAAGAUAGAUCGAAGGGAGGAUGCCGUUGGUGGUGGGUGGGGUGGUGUUGGAGAAUCCCCUGGCACGUGAGACGCGGAGCCUGAUCCAUGCCCAUCCCGUAUUCAAGGAAACGGCCUCCUCCCUCUGCGCCAUGCCCACCAAAGUCGUCGGCCCCGUUGGACUCCUCUACGUCAAUCAAAGGGAAAUGGCCGCGACGGUUCCUCAUGACAAGAACGUGAGCAUUUUGGGGACGGAGGAUGCGACGACGUGUCACAUGGCCGUUCUCAGGCACUCCGGUUCAGGUGCAGUGGGAUUGACUCAUUUCAAUGGGUCAUGGUUGGAUGAAGGGGCAGCAGCUCUGGUACAACGAGUGCAGGAAUUAAGCCUGGGAUACCCUGAGGGGAGGCUGGAACUCCACUUGGUCGGUGGCUUCCAUGACUCCAGAGGCAUCUCUGAGGACAUCGCCACUCAGCUACUCUAUGCAUUCCAUAAGCUCCCGAUGGAGAUUGACCUUGUUCUUCUCUGCGUUGGGGAAUUGAACAGUACCAUUCGAGGUGGUAUCCACUGGCCCAUCAUCUAUGGCAUUGCUGUGAAUGUGAAGACUGGAGAGAUCUUUCCUGCCACAUUCCCAGAAAAGGGACCUGAUAUGCCCCUUCGAAAUGCCAGGCACUUCACUGGUGGACACCAGAUCCUGGAUAUCUACGAUGCAAACUUGGGGCUGAUGAGGAUCGGUCCUUUCAAUUAUGAACCCCUGAGAGGAGUGGAUCUCUGGCUCCAACAGUCAGAUGACUUCAUCCUUCAACAUCUCUCUACAUCACCAGAAGUUGAACCUCCACAUUUUGUCAUGCAGGUACGCUCCACAUUGAAGCACAUCCAGGAGCACCCGUUCCCUUCGGUGACCAUCUUCCCCGAUAACCGUCCACAUUUUUAUCGCAAGGAUGAGAGUGGAGCCUGGGUACCUGUCCGCUAUUGAACCACUAGGACCGGAGGACGUUCUGUCUUUCCGCCUCUCUUUUUUCACAUGUUCUUUGCACAAGCUUGUCUCACAAAAAAAAACAGUCUUUGGAAUCCUUCAAAGGAUGUCCUGUGUCUUGCCUCCUGUGAUAUCAGGGUGAGAAGAAGAAAGUUGUUUCUCCUUGUGAAGUUGAAGUUACUACUGUCACUUUUGAGACCCUGUAAGUGCCUGCCUCAAGUUACAUAUUCAUUCUGAGUUCUUUGGACAUCUCACCACUCUCACAUAUCCCAAUACCUUGGUCCGAAAGGACAGUUGUGGUUUAUCGCACAAAUGCUAAGUGCCAUCAAGUGAUUGCCAUAUAUCUGUCGUGUCUCUGAGAGUGUUCAUUGUGACAGUUGGUAUUAUGGCAGCUAGGGUAGAAAUUGGAUUCAAAGUAGCUGCAGUGGAAUGGCUAUGUGAUGGGCAGAGUCACAAUGGUGGAUGGAAAUCAGCAUGAGAUACAGAGAUAGUUCUUCUUUAUGGGAUUGCUGAGUGAUUGCUCAGGAUAUGAACAGAGUAUAUGAACAAAGAGCCGCUUGCAUGCUAGUGUUAUCCUCUCAUGGUCAGAGCCCUCUGCAACAUCCUUUCAUCCAUUAACUGUCUCAGGUCCCAUCUUAUUGCUGGAAUAAAAUUUCAGAAGCAAAGGUAAUAUGGUGUGCUCAUGUGACUGCACCAAAUUUUGAUGGAUAAUCCUUUGAUAUAUAUAUCCAGGUUAACAUGAUAUCCAGAAGCCUAGAGAGUGUAAAGAAAGUUCUCCUGGACUGUGAUAUUGUUUCACUCUUCCUCUUGUGUUGAUGCCUUUGCAGAGAGUUUUGGCAAUGACUGAAGUUUAUAAGGAAGAUUUUUUGAUGAAUGAUUGUCAUUAGGACUUGAAUAGAGUUGUUGGAGAAGAAUGUUCCAUCAUGCCAUAAUGAAGAUGCCAUACCUCAGGCUGAACCAGUUCUUCCUCCAUCUCCUAUGGAAUGUGCCCAGCUGGUGCUACUGCAGUUGUUCUGGCAGUUCUUCACUUGAAUUUCCUUCUGCAUGCAUCUCAUCAAGUUCAUGGCUUUUUUUUUUCAGUUUCAAACUGCUUUCAUGCAGAGCUUCACUGGCAUUUUUCAUCACAGUAUUUGUAUUUUAGUUGUUUACUAUUGAAAGAUGAAGAAAGUUGAUAUGGAGUAAUGAAA
Darwinula stevensoni is the source of this 2285-nucleotide messenger RNA. NCBI's taxonomy places the organism in Eukaryota, Metazoa, Arthropoda, Ostracoda, Podocopida, Darwinulidae. The record is from the annotation of a GenBank genome assembly.